GUUUAAUCGGAUAACCCAGCAUACCGUCGAUCAAAGUUGGCAGACAGGAGAGGCGGGAGCGAGCAUAGGCUGGAGAAUUUCGUGCGUCCGGGUGGAAUCGAGGCUGAGGGGUUGUUUGCCACUGACGUGCAGUGGCUUGGAGCAGUGCGGACGGGAAAGUGGGAGUACAAGGCGGAAAAAACUUUUUGUUCUUCAUCGAACGGAACUGCUUUUUAAAAAGCAGUACCUGCGCAAAACACAAAGCGCGCGAGUGCGCGGAUCGCCAUGCGGGUUCCUCCCCCGGCCCUCGGACGGUGAGCACCCAGAGCCGCGCGCGCGAGAUGGCCGACAGGGACGGCGGGGUGGAGCUGCCGGUGGCCCCCGGGCAGGCCUACAUCGAGGUGGAGUUCGACUACGAGUACAAGGCCAAAGACAAGCUGGUCACCAUCCGGCAGGGCGAGUGCUACAUGCUGGUGAGGAAGACCAACGACGACUGGUGGCAGGUGAGGAAGGACAGGAGCGCCAAGGCCUUCUACGUGCCCGCCCAGUACGUGCGGGAGGUGCGCAAGGCCCUGAUGCCGCCCCCGAAGCCCCUCCUGAAGGGCGGGUCGGGGAGGGCCAAGCCCGCCGUCCUGGAGAUCCGCCGGUCCAACGAGAACCUCAACAGGCACGCCGAGAUGUCCAGCUUCGGCAGGCCGACGCCCGGCCACUGCAGCCCACCGGGCGGGCGCCGCGACGCCAACCAGAACCCCGGCAGCCCCGGGGCGGGCAGGAGCCCGGCGGAGCUGUUCCAGAACAACAACGGCGGCGGCGGCGGCGGCGGCUCCACGCUGCCGCGGACGCGCGCCGAGUCGCCCGUGCCGCGCUCGCCCCCGGACGGCGACGCCGAGCGGACGCCCUCGCGCUGCGACUCGGCCGGCGACGGCUCGGAGAAGCUCCGGAACGACUCUGAGUCCGGGGACGACCUGAGCAGCAGCUCCACCGAGCACAUGCAGACGGCGUCCCCCACGGGUCAGGGCAGGCCCGAGUCUCCGGUCUACGCUAACCUGCAGGAGCUGAAGAUCUCGCAGUCCAGCCUGCCGCCUCAGCCCUCCAGCUCCCCGCUGCACACAGUGGGGGACUGGGAGACGUACAGGGACGGCAGCGGCCGCCACUUCUACUUCAACCGCGCCACGCAGGAGCGCACCUGGAAGCCGCCGCGAACCCGCGACGCCACAGCAGGCACGGGAAGCGCCUACCGUGGGGGACCUCUGUCAUCGGAGGAGAACUGCCACAGCGCGUACUCCAGCCAAUCAGACAGCCAGUACGGGUCCCCCCUGAGGGGCUGGUCAGAGGAGCUGGAUGAGCACGGACACACCCUGUAUGUCUGUGAAUAUACUAAUGAGAAGUGGAUAAAGCACGUGGAUGAACAAGGACGGCCGUACUACUACAGCGCUGACGGGUCCAGGUCAGAAUGGGAACUGCCCAAAUACAACCUCUCCCCGCCGCAGCCUGAUGACAUGCCCAAAAGCCGCAGCCUGGACCGGAGGCCCGAGCCCAUAGUGCUGACCAAGUGGAGGCACAGCACCUACAUGCUGGACGUCAAUGACAAGGACUCUACGACAAGUCCCAAACAGAGCUCCCCUGGCUCUGACUCCUGUCCCUCAUCUCCCAAGCCCCCUACUACCCCUUCUGAGAAGUGUGGAGUUCUGAAUGUCACCAAGAUCACUGAGAAUGGAAAGAAAGUACGAAAGAACUGGACCUCCUCGUGGACCGUGCUCCAGGGUUCCUCUCUGCUCUUCGCUAAGGGCCAGGGGAGCGGCACCAGCUGGAAAUUUGGGAGCAACUCCAAACCGGAGUUCACAGUGGAUCUCAGAGGGGGUUCGGUGGAGUGGGCCUCCAAGGACAAAUCCAGCAAAAAGCACGUCAUUGAGCUGAAGACUCGCCAGGGGACGGAGCUGUUGAUUCAGUCUGAGAUUGACAGUGUCAUAAAUGACUGGUACAGAUCCCUGGUUGAGACCAUCAGUACCCAUGCCUGGGAGUCUGACGAGGCCAUUGAGGAGGACAUGCCCGAGUCCCCAGGGGCUGAGAAGCAGGACAAGGAGAAGGAGCACCGCGACUCCAAAAAGAGCAGAGUCCUGAAGAACUCGGCCAGCAUGGACCCGUCGGACCAGAAGAAGACGCGAGUGAAGCUGAAGAGGUUCCUCACGCGCAGGCCCACGCUGCAGGCGGUCAGAGACAAGGGCUACAUCAAAGAUCAAGUCUUUGGCUGCAGUUUGACAAGUCUGUGCCAGAGGGAAAACUGCUCGGUGCCAAACUUCGUCAGGAAGUGUAUCGACCAUGUCGAAAACACCGGUCUGAGUGUUGAUGGAUUGUACAGAGUGAGUGGGAACUUGGCAGUGAUACAGAAACUACGCUUCGCUGUGAACCACGAUGAGAAGGUAAACCUUGACGACAGCAAGUGGGAGGACAUCCACGUGACCACGGGAGCCCUGAAGAUGUUCUUCAGAGAACUGCCCGAACCGCUCUUCACCUACUGCUCCUUCAACGACUUUGUCAACGCCAUUAAAUGUCCGGACUACAAGCAGCGUGUGCAUUCAAUAAAAGACUUAAUCAAGCAGUUGCCAAAACCGAACCACGACACCAUGCAAGUUCUUUUCAAGCAUCUCAGAAAAGUGAUCGAGCACGGGGAAGUGAACCGCAUGACCACACAGAGCGUGGCCAUCGUCUUCGGGCCGACCCUGCUGAGGCCCGAGACGGAGACGGGGAACAUAGCCGUGCACAUGGUGUACCAGAACCAGAUCGUGGAGCUCAUCCUGCUGGAGUACGAGAACAUUUUCGGCAGGUAGAGCCGCUCCCGAAGGAGGAGGACGGUCCCUUACCAAACUCAUCCAAGCAUCAUCCCAGCUUAAAUCUGUGACUUACGCUGCGGACCAAGCCAUUAAAAAGAGUCUAUAAUAAUAUGAGUAAUAAUUAAGAUAAUAAAGGUAUUAAUGAUAAAGAACAGAAACAAAGGACCUGUUUGACUUUGCACUUAAAGCUUUGGAGCUACGCGUGUGCAGUUUCUUUCGGUUGCUUGAUUCCCCCUUCCCUGUCGUGACAAGUUCAAUAUUCAGGGUAACUUCCUGUACACUGGAUUCCUGUGGCCAGUACUGAGGACCAGGAGGUCUUGUGGACUUGCUCCGUGCUGCACAUCUCACUGAUUUUGGCAGAGAGGAUCAUGGGACUGUGAGUCUGGGCUCACCUUCAUUGAUGGUCUGAGAGGAACAGAACAUUUGGGGGGGAUGAGAAGAGCGAUGCCCAGUUUUAUAUCGAGAAGAUUCAAGUAUUCUGUGGUGCGUAGGGUGGGGAUUCGUUGUAUGCAGGUUCAUGGUUCAUUUGGAAUAAGCUGAACUGGAUAUUUUCACAGCCUUGUGAAAAUAUGACUAUUGAACUAUCAAGGCGGGGGCCCAGGUCAGGAGGGCAGUGAUGUCCAAUGAUGACCCUAGUUCUGGAUUCUGGGGUCCACCACCCAUAUCAGUAUUAAACGUGAGGUUCAGAUGCAGGGAUGGACUCGCAGAGCGGACCCCAGAGGCGGCACUGUCGACGUGGCCUCUGUCCCGUGCUCCAGCCUUACCCUGAAUCUGGUCUCAUGGAGAGAGCCGUGGUAAUCAAGCCAGGGCCCCUGACGGUCACUAUGGUCCCUGCAGUUUCAAUGGACGCUGUGGUCAUUACGCUCAUGUGUUUCAUUGCAGUUUCCAUGGUCACCAUGGCCACAGUGUUGUCUAUGGUCACUGUAGGACGUUUAGUCAUAACUGCCACUGCUGUGGUCUCUGGUCAUUUUGGUCUCUGUGGUAAUUGCAGCUGUGGAAGUUUCCAUAACCGCUGUGACCAAUGGUAUCCAUGGUCACUGUGGUCACAGAAGCCACCGUGUUUACUUUGUUUGUGGUAGCCACUGCGGUCCCUCUGGCCACAGCAGUGCGAAACGUGGUCUUGUAAACCUGUGUGUGGGAGUUAAGAAACUGCAAUAUGUUUUAUGUGAAAAAAGCAAGAAGUCUUGAUCUCUAGUAUUUGUACAGAAUGGUCUUGUAUAGUUUCAUGAACUGUGUAAACCUCGUUUCUUCUGUAAUGACCAGGCAGCACCUACAGGCCAUUUAUCAAAAGGCAAUAUUCCUCCCUCUCUCCCUUACUUUCUCUCCUGCAUUCAAUAGGAGUGAGAGUAGUAGGUCAAUCUCUCUCCCUCCCCCCCUCUUUCUCUUUCUCCCUUCCUCCCCCUUUCUUCCUGGAGAUGCUGGAAUACUGGGACAGGAUGCAGAUCCUUUCAGGCUCCAUAAACUUUGUAGAUCAAUACUGUGUGCACUUCUUUCUUGGUUCCAUUGAACAUUUCAGAUUUUUUUUUUUUUUUUGAAAAACGGUACUGGAAAUAGUGUUGCAUAGGUUUGGUGAUAGAUGGUACAGUUUUUAAACUGCAUUUAAAUAAAUCUACAGAACAUAUGUACAGUUUAAGACAAUGGAUUGAGUAGUGAAAACCUAUUGUACAAAUCUUUCAUUGUGAGUAAAGUAUGUAUGCUUUGAUGGUGAGCAGUAGCAACUGGAAAAAUUCAAUUUGAUUUUUUUAUAUGAUGAAAAUAUUGGAUGAUAUAGUCUGAUUGUGAGAAAAGAAAGUUAUUUGGAAGUGUAUCUGUUUGGGAGCAUGGUCAACUGCACAUUUUUUGAAUGUAAUUUCUUAGACUAACUGCUGUUUGUGACACUGCUAUGUCUAAUCUGAAUAAAGAAAAAGGUCAAGAGGAAGACCCACAAGGUU
Anguilla rostrata (American eel) is the source of this 4741-nucleotide messenger RNA. RefSeq names its product rho GTPase-activating protein 12-like. Gene Ontology annotation, cellular component: cytoplasm. NCBI's taxonomy places the organism in Eukaryota, Metazoa, Chordata, Actinopteri, Anguilliformes, Anguillidae. Gene Ontology annotation, molecular function: protein binding. Gene Ontology annotation, biological process: regulation of GTPase activity; signal transduction. The transcript has 18 exons. The record is from RefSeq and is a predicted model, not a curated record. The coding region runs from base 321 to 2807 and encodes 828 amino acids.